AUGGAAUCCUGGAAAAGGAUCCAGCAAAGAAGCAAGGCCGCCUUGCUCUCGAAGAUCUUUUUCUGCUUCGCUACAACGGCUUUGGGAUACCGAAAGGCUUCGUCUCGAGGCUACUCUGAAGUUUCCAACGCUUUGGCUGCUGGGGAAGUUGCUGUCGCUGAACCAGAACCAAAGUUUCAGUCUUUCACGGGUUCGGGAAGACGUUUGGAUGGGUUGGAGCUGGAAAAAUUAGAAAGCAAGAAGAAGAGGCUGAGAAGAAAGACAAGGAGAUCUAAGAAUAUUCAUUCAAGGUUCCAGAGCGGCUGCAAUGGAGGAGAUGUGCGUGGAGAUGGUGGAUUCAUUGAAGACGUAAAGUUAGAGAAAAUAUAG
This is a messenger RNA of Microthlaspi erraticum, 369 nucleotides long. NCBI's taxonomy places the organism in Eukaryota, Viridiplantae, Streptophyta, Magnoliopsida, Brassicales, Brassicaceae. The record is from the annotation of a GenBank genome assembly.